AUCUCCUCUUCAGCCAUCACUAGUUAGACAAGCUAGCUGGCUAACAAACUACUAACUAGCUAUUGGUUGUAGUUUAUCAGGAUUGUGAUAUUUCCCACUGCUUCUUCGUAAUCCCCGGGGAGGGUUGUGGUUUUGGCAAGCCACGGUUAAACCUUAGCCUUCCGAACGAGUAACAGUCUGGUCAUGGUCUAACUCCAGGAAGAAUGAAGCGCAAGAACUCUUUCAAGGAACAUGAGGGCCCAGCCCGGCCUGGUGCGGUUGUUGACCCCCUUAAGAGCUUGGUUGGCUGUCAAAUCCAACAUGGCUGGAGAGAUGCCCCGGGAAAGAUCUCCCGCUGGAAAGGCAUCGUACUAGACCAAGUCACCAUCCUUCCCUCCCUCUACCUGGUCAAGUAUGAAAAUGUGGACUGUGUCUAUGGCAUCGAGCUGCUGAAAGAUGGUCGUGUGCAGAAACUGGAGAUAGUGUCAAAUCGCAUUGACUCUUACCGGGCGAUAGACAACAAGCAGGCAAGGUCCAUGCUGGGCCGGGCUGUGCAGCACAAGUUUGAGAAUGAAGAUGGCUCCAAGGAUGAAUGGAGGGGGAUGGUGCUCGCCCGAGCUCCUAUCAUGACCCCCUGGUUCUUCAUCACCUAUGAGAAGGACCCUGUUCUAUAUAUGUACCAGCUUUUUGAUGACCUCAAAUCAGGGGACCUCCGGUUUAUUCCAGAGGAGUCGGCCCAAGAGGAGCCGGAGCCAGGUGAGGUCGUGGACAGCCUAGUGGGCAAACACGUGGAGUACAGUCGGGAGGAAGGGGGCAAGCGAAUCGGCCUGGUCAUCCAGCAGGUGGAGGCCAAGCCCUCUGUGUACUUCAUCAAGUUUGAGGAUGACUUCCACAUCUACGUCUAUGACCUUAUCAAGGCUUAGGCAAAACACUGCCUUUUCCUUUUAACAAAAGAAGUUUUGUAUCCUGUCACUAACCAUGUAUGAUUUUCUCCUUCCACUAAAUGUCUCUGUUUCCUUUGUGGACUGAUAAUCUGUGAUUAUAACUUCGCCAGUGUUCACCACAUUUGUCAAGUGGAUUAUUAAUCAGUCCAUCUGAUCAUCCUAAUUUCGGGCCACUCCUGUCAGAACACUGGAUGUUGAUUGAACUCUCAAGUUGUGGACCUCUCUUAUUACCUCAUCUUUAGACAUGACGUGUAGUUUUCUGACUUAUAACCUGCUCUGGGUUUGGGACAUUUUCAGAACUUCCUGUGAGUUUCUUCUUAUCUUUUUGUUCAUAUUUUAUUGUUUUGUGUACCAAAGUGAGUAUUUACAUUACAUGAAUAAUCUCUUUAUCAGUAAAUCGCCAAUGAUGCAGCUACAUCAAAAUGCGGAACACAGCAGUUUCACUUAUAUGGGUUGUAUCAAUCAGUUUUGCAGUGUUUUCAGUAGCUUAUGCCUACUUUGCUUCACCAGUCACACCUGUUUUUAUUAUUUGAAAAUGAUAUCUUUAUUGUUAGCAUUAUCUUAAGUAUGCUUACUUUUUUUUUGAUGUGGCCUCUGUUGUAGUAUGUAGUCAUUUUGUACAGUUUCAGUAAUGUGCCCGAUUUCAAGUGCACUUCAGAGCAUCUGUCUUCCAUGAGCAUCAGAUGUAGACAAACGUGCCUUUACUAUUCACAGUUUGCCCUCUUGAUACAAGAACCUUGAAACGGGGAGAGUUUUGCUUAAAUGAUCCCUUUUGGAGAUUUAGACGGCAGUGUAAGAAUCUGUGAUUAGAGGGGCAUCACGACUCCAGUUAACAGAAAUGUCUUCAGUCAGACGUUAAAUGCAUGUUUCUUUAAAUUGGAUUUACUUCAAAGUCAGAACUAGCCCUGUGCUUGGUGGAUUAAUAUAGAAUUCUCCAUGGGGACAACACAAGUCUCAUGACCGAAUGUGAUCCUUGUGUGUUUGGCAGUAAAUGUCUAUCAGAAAGCUAUUCAUAGUACACUGUCCGCUUGUUGUUGUAAAAUGUGUAUACAUUCUGUCAUUAUAUGCAGUUGUGAGUGAAUGGUAGACUUAUGUAGUCUGGGUUUGUGGCUCUGAAAUUUUUCGUCUUGAGUUGUUUCAAUUGUCAGAUGAUUAUCAUUUUAUUACUAUGACUGGAACACAUGCAAACAAGGCCCCAUUAUAAGGUUUGUCAUUUUCUAAUAAACACUUUUUUGUGAGGAAAGGA
Messenger RNA from Alosa sapidissima (American shad), 2169 nucleotides. Its product is annotated as spindlin-W-like. The transcript has 5 exons. The record is from RefSeq and is a predicted model, not a curated record. The coding region runs from base 204 to 902 and encodes 232 amino acids. Gene Ontology annotation, biological process: gamete generation. Lineage: Eukaryota; Metazoa; Chordata; Actinopteri; Clupeiformes; Clupeidae.